This is a messenger RNA of Drosophila novamexicana, 1752 nucleotides long. RefSeq names its product 2-aminoadipate transaminase. The record is from RefSeq and is a predicted model, not a curated record. The transcript is spliced from 4 exons. NCBI's taxonomy places the organism in Eukaryota, Metazoa, Arthropoda, Insecta, Diptera, Drosophilidae. Gene Ontology annotation, molecular function: L-2-aminoadipate:2-oxoglutarate transaminase activity; pyridoxal phosphate binding. The coding region runs from base 466 to 1737 and encodes 423 amino acids. Gene Ontology annotation, biological process: biosynthetic process.
UGUGGGUAAAGCUUGCACUAAUGGUUACUCAAAUGUAUCACCCCAAAACUCCAGACUCAAGAUGGCAUCUAUCCGAAUGACAGUGAAAUUUCCCUAACCUUGUUCAUGUGUAUUCGCGAGUGCCUAAUGCAUUAGCCGAAUCACGAAUAAACAAUAAUAAAAAAGCAGUUAUGUUACGCUACAAGGACGAUUAAUUCGUACGUGCAGGAUAUCAUAUGCUUUAACAAUAUAUGACGUUAUCUAUCACAUUGGCUGUCACUGUCAAAAACCCGCCAUCCUUUAAAAAAAAAUUUUUAUUUUGAAUUGCUAUUGCCUGAACCGCUAGUUUGGCUCAAUAAUGGGAAAACAGUGAAAAACAUCGGGAAAAGAUCGAUAAAGAAAGAAAGGAAAAAAAUCGACGUACCGAUGUUAUGUUCACAUUUCGUUUCACUUCAACUUCGUUUGUCUUAAUGAUAACAUAUUUAAAUGUCACGUCAGAAUAAAGAGCUGAUGCAUAAGCAUCUUUUUGAUGGCACCGCUUGGAAUGUGUACAACCCGACUCUUUUAAAUCUAAGCGUAGGUGCUCCAGGCCCAGAUCUUUUGGAGCCCUGCUGCGAUAUUUUUCAACAGGCUACUGCCCAUUGCUUGGAACACGAAAAAAAGUCCAACAAUUCUCUGAUCUUUCAAUAUGGACCAACAAGUGGGACCUAUGAGAUACGUAAAGAAGUUGCCAAAUUCUUCAGCAAGAUGUACACCAACUCCGUUAACUGCGAGGACUUGAUAAUCACAACUGGCGCAACGCAAGGUUUACAUUUCGUCCUUUCUACUCUGAUUGACUUUAGUGGUUAUAUAUUUGUGGAUGAGUACACAUAUAUGAUUGCAUUGGACAGCAUGAGACACUUUACGAGUCUUAAAAUCGUUCCACUUAAGCUGAAUGAUGAUGGCGUGGAUCUUGAUGAUCUGGAUGAAAAAGUAAGAGGUCGUCAUUUUAAAUCAAAGAACAAGGAGUUUUGGGCUAUCUAUUAUACGAUUCCCACUUACCAUAAUCCUACUGGCAUAUUGUUUUCACCAGCUGUUUGUCGUGGAAUUGUGCAGUUGGCACGCAAAUAUGACUUCUUAGUACUGUGCGACGAUGUCUACAACAUCCUUCAUUAUGGCGAAAAACCCUCGAUUGAUCGUCUAAUAUCCUGUGACGCUCGUACAGAUGCGGAUUUUGUCGGCAAUGUCAUUUCCAAUGGCAGCUUUUCGAAACUUAUUGGACCUGGUGUGCGCCUAGGAUGGCUGGAGGUGCCACCACGCGUUAAACCGCUGCUGGAUAGCAGUGGAAUCAUUCAGAGCGGUGGUGGUUUCAACAACUACACAGCUUGCAUUGUGGCUAGUCUGUUUGAGCUGCAGUUGGCGCAAUCUCACAUUGCACGGCUCUACGACGCAUACAAAGAGCGGAUGUUGGCGACCAUAGAUGUACUGAAGUGUAAGUUACCCAAAAGCUGCCAUUUUGUGCCACCUAGUGGAGGAUUUUUUAUAUGGAUACGUUUGCCGGAUCAAUUAAAGGCGCUCGAUUUCAUGGAAUAUUGUAUGGAGCGUGAAAGGAUUACAUUCAUUGGAGGUUCACGUUUCGCAGUAGAAGAGGGCAAGGGACAGCAGUUCUUUCGUAUAACUAUAGGUUUUUACAACAAGGAAAAACUUGUUGAUGGGGUCAAGCGUCUGUGUGUGACUUUGAAGGACUAUAUAAAUACUGUUCACAUGAAUAAUUGUUGAUUUUAUAAUAUGGCA